Messenger RNA from Alligator mississippiensis (American alligator), 5768 nucleotides. RefSeq names its product leucine rich repeat containing 66 (gene LRRC66). The coding region runs from base 364 to 4023 and encodes 1219 amino acids. The record is from RefSeq and is a predicted model, not a curated record. Lineage: Eukaryota; Metazoa; Chordata; Crocodylia; Alligatoridae. Gene Ontology annotation, molecular function: protein binding. The transcript is spliced from 4 exons.
AGCAUGAGAAUCAUUCCACUUCUGUGUGUCAUAGAUUAUGACUGGUAGACUUUGCCCAGUAGCGAUAACUAUGUACAAUAGGGGAUGAAGAGUCCCUAGUAAUAGUUUACAAAUUCUUGAGCAGUAGCUGUACGGACUAAUCAUCUGUGAGAAAGUAAGAAUAACUUGAAAAUAUGCUUCUAAGAAUUUUAACCGGAAUAUGCAGUUUAUAAAGUAAUGAAUUCAAAAUGGAAUGUUUACAGACUGAUUGUGAAGUUUGUUUGUUUGUUUGUUUUUUUAACUUAAAGGAACAUUAUUUCUGUUUUCUGUUUACCCUCAUGCUUCUUAAUUAUUAAUAAUUAUGUGUAUUUAUUUCUAGAUAUUAUGGCAAAUUCUUACCUGAGUGUCAUGGCUCUGGUCCUUUUACUUAAUUAUACUGGAUCUUCAGGGUUCAAGUCACAGGAGACAGGUUUUGGUAUUCCUUACAAUUCCAAAUGCCGGUGGGAUGGAAAGUUCCUGAUGAAUUGUUCUUUUACGGGGAAGUCUACUACCCCCAUGGAUAUAUCACCAACAGUAACAGUACUUGAUUUAAGUUAUAACACCAUCAGUGUCCUACUGUGGUCUAACUGGAGAAAUGAAGAAUGGACUAUCAAACACCUGAAUCUAAGUAAUAACCUGAUUUCUGAAUUCCAUUUAGAUUCCUUCAGAAAUCUACCAUUUUUGGAAACUCUAAACCUUAAUGGUAAUAUUAUCCACUAUAUUGUUCUGGAUAUAUGUAAAUCUGAAGACUGGUCUGAAAAACACAGAAAAGUGUAUACUUAUGGUCUCCUUCCUUUUUUAAAAGUAUUGGCAAUUGAGAGAAAUAAUCUUAGUGCAAUUCCAAGGGGACUAGGAAUGCUGCAGUCUUUACGAAGUGUCCAUCUGUCAUCUAAUGAAAUAUUACAGAUUGAACAGAAUGAUUUUCACAACUGUUCGCAGAUAAAGAAUAUCUACUUACAAAAUAACAAGAUAACCAAAAUUCAUCCUGAUGCCUUCAAGAAUCUCAAAAAAUUGCAGGUUCUUGAUCUCAGCAACAAUGUUAUGACAACCAUUUUACCAGAGAUGUUCAUAGAACUCAACAUAUUUAAUCUUGAAGUGGAUUUAUCAAACAAUCCCUGGAUUUGCGAUUGCAGUCUGAUGCAUUUCAAACAAUUCAUUAGUUUUUUUUCUGCAUCCUUGAGAAAAAAAUUGAAUAUUUUAUGCAGUGAACCUAUCAGCAACCUGGGAAAACCUCUACUGUCUCUCACAAGUUUGGAUUUAAACUGUGAAAUGCUUGUAGAUGAUAAUGUUUCACUAAAGAAAACUAUUAUCGAAAUAGGAGAGACAUCUGUGCUACACUGUGGUGUGGAUGAAACAUGGGGAAAAGAAGAAGUCUAUUGGUGGACUCCUGGUGGCAGAAUUUCCAAAGAUAACUGGCUUCCUCAUAUUAAACAGAAUGAAAUUAACAAUUUAAUUAUAUAUAAUGUUGGGAAAUCUGCAGAAGGACUGUAUGUGUGUAUUUUCAACAAGACAAAAAAAUAUCUGAUCUAUGACGUGGAAGUGAAGCAAAAGCUUUCACCAUUCUUGGUUAGAAAUAUCAGAGAUGUCAAUGCUGUUUUUAGACAAGGAAGAACAGAGCAAGACUUUACCUUGGCAGUCUGCCUCUCCGUGUUCAUCACAUUUGUUUGUGCAUUUUGUCUUGGCGCUUUAAGCAGACCUUACAUUAGUCCCUUGUGGAGACAAAUGUGCAGAAACAAAAGUUCAGCUUCAGAAAACACAUAUUGCAAUCAAAGUUUUUCAGCUGAAACCUUGACAAGAGAGAAUAACAAAACUGCACCAACCAAGGCAUGGCACAAUUCAUCUUCUUUGACUGGAAGCUCCUCAGAAUAUGUGGGCUCCUCUAGCUUGCAUGACGUUGCACUUCAUAACAGAGUAGAAGAAGAAAGAAACCAAGACCAAAGCAGCAACAGUAUCAAAAUAAACAAACAAAAGAUGUCUCCACAUAGUCAAGCAACUGAUUCUGCUAGUGAAGCAGAUAUAGUUACUGAUAAUGAACACUUUUCUUUAAGAUCAGACCAUCAGAACAGCAAAAACGCCAAUCCAAGCCGAUCCACAAGCAGUGAUAUUUCAUCACAUGGUCUAAAAUACUCAGUUAAUGGAGAUUCAUGUUUCACCGGAGGAAAUAACUUUCCGUCCUCUUUAGCCCAAAUACACAUAAAUGGACAGAUACCUGGAAGCAGUGAUGUAAACCAAAGCUUUAAUCUGUUGCAUUCUGAAUUUGCAGCAUCUAUGCUGGAUUCUCCUAGGCUGAGAGAAGUGAUGUCCAAUGCUGAAUCACUGACCAUGCAACAGUUUAAGCCCCAAAAGCAUAACUAUGAUACAGUGCUUGACAUAAAUGAUAACAUGAAUGUAUUUAGUGACAAGGAGGAUCUUAUUUUGCCCAACAGUUAUAAGAAUGAUGUAUAUGAGAAUUUUAACACCUGGCAGGUACAAGGAAACUCUUGUGCUAGCAUACCAGGGUACAGAUCUAAUAUUAAAGCUAGUAAUAAAAACAAGCCAGUUGACAUCUGUAGUGACAGCACCUCUACAGAUGAAGGGUCUGAAUUCACACUAAGUGAUUGUAAUUCCUUAGCAGAAUGUGAAUUUGAGCAAUCUGAUAUUGGCGAUGAUCACAUAACCAGUCAGCCAGGACUGGAAAAAGUUUGCUUAAACAGUGGUACUGAGAAGUUCUCUACAUUGCUAAGGAGUCCUAGCAUUAGCUCUGGAUUUAAAGAUGCAAUGGAAGAACACAAAAAUCAGAAUAAAGAAUGUUCUGAAACAGUUAUUACUUCUGAAUCAGGUACUGGUAUGUCUGAAACAAAUCCACUCACUCUUCAGCUCAAUGCAUCUCAGGUUGAUGAAUCCAGCAGUCACAUAAUUUUGUCAGAUUUAAACCUAGAUGGUCUGCCAAUUUAUGAAACUCCCAAUCUGUUCAAGUCAGAGUAUGUUACCAGUUCACAUUCAGCAAUACAAAACACGAGUUCUAAUUCAUUCUGCAAAUACAAUACAAGUUUUGAUGAUGCAGUUUUAUCAUUAAAAUAUUCUCCCAGAUCUACUGCAGGUAAAGAGGACAGUAUUUCUAAUGCCACUGAUUUGCAACUGGAUCAAUCUUCUGCUCUCACUUUGCAGUUUGACAAGCCUGAUCAGAAAGAUGAAACUGAGAUUAAUAUGGAAGAAAACCAUGUAGCUCAGUGUUCUUCCCUAAAGAAUUACAGCAAAGACAAUUUUACAUUAAAUAUGGCAGAUGUUAACGCACCUCACAUGAGCAACAAUUUUACGUUUACAUGCAUGGAUUUGGGUUCAGACAGGGUCACUAAGAAAGUAUUGUCACCACAGUCCAAUUUAGCUGUUGAUGAAUUCUCUCUUCGGUCCCAUUCUGAAAACACACAUGAGAAACCUGCUCCAAAGAUUACUGAGACACAGAAUUUAUUAGUGCAGCAGCAGCAGCUUAUGAACAUUUCUGACACUUGUGCACAGAGAAUGCAAAAGGGCUUUGAUGAAUACAAGGAAGAACAAUUCUUGUCUGGAAUAAAUAAAGAAAAUUCUAGCCCAUACCAAACAGAACUGCAGUUGCAUAAUAGCAUGGCAGAUUCAAGUCACAUUAGCUCUUCUAAGACAAUGCAUUCAUUUUUUGAUGGAGAACGAUGCUUACAACUGGACCAGGGAAAAGGGAAUGCCUGUUCCUCAUCACAUACCCAAAGCUUUUUAAAGGAAAAUUUACAACACAGUUUAUGUGAGGUCCCAAAGCAUGCAGAAGGAGACACCAUAUCUAAAAGAACUGAUUCCAAGGAGAAUGGAAAUGAAGCUUCUUUGGCAGAUUUGGAAAAUCUACAGAUGGCGGCAGAUCUCAAUAAGUCAAGUGAAAAACCUGACCAAGCAAAUAAGACCAGUUUAGGUCAGGGCACUUUUUUUGUUAAGAAGAAAAGAGUAUUUGAUAGUUUUGCCAACGUUCUGGAAAGCAGGAAAACAAGGGACUGCACAAAUUGAGAAGUAAAUGUUAAAUCACCGUAUAAAGACUUUGUAAUAUUUAUAAGGGCAUGUAAUAGUUAAUACAGCACUAAUGUAUUUAGAUCAGGGUUGUCCAACUUGAGAGUGGCCGGGGUGACACAUGCUGCACCAGUCACAGGCCCUGGGCUACAUGCUGUAUGCUGUGGGUUAGGUGUGUGCGAAUUAGGCCGUAUUCGAUUUGGAUUCGGCCUAAAUUGGGGACAGUCAUUCGAUUAAUUGAUUUGGAUCACUGUCUCAAUUCAGUUCGGUCGAAGAUUCGGAGAAUCAGCGAUUAAGCCAUAGACACAGCUUUAAACGUUUUUUUCUACAUACCUCCAGUUACCAGGCACAGUUCAUGAAUGCACCUCCCGGCUCAGCAAUUGGCCGCAGGGGGACCCCAGGUGCCCCCCCCCCCACAAGACCCAGGAGGCACCAAUCACCAAGUCAGGAGGUGGGGGAAGGAGUCCCCCCAUGCACUCCCCGGUGGACCUGGAAGUGGACCACAAGUGCUUCUGGUCCACUUCCAGGUCUGCUGCCAUGCAUGCUGGGGACCCCACAGCGCUCCCAUGGGAUGCUCCAUCUGCCUCAGCAUUCACAAGCCACCUGGUACCACCUUGAGGUAUGUAGAAAAAACAUCUAAAACUGUGUCUAUGUCCGAAUCUUUCCAAAUCUCUCUGAACUGGUUCAGAGGGUUGUGAUUCGAUUUGGAGAGAUUUAGGGUCUCCUGAUUCAAUUCGGAGAUUUGUCUGCCAAAUUGGACAGAAUCUCUGCCGAAUCAAAUCAGCGACUAAAGCUUCACACAGCCCUACUGUGGGGGCUGCACAGACUCCCUGACACAUCUGUUGCAUGCAGUCCCUCUGCCACUGCUGUGUGAGUAGCAUGAGCCCCAGUGGGUGACUCUCCACCCCCCUGAAUUAUUUCUCUAUGCUUCACUCAUAAAUGUCUUGCUUAUCAUUGUAUUUUCUCGCAUAGCCCAUGCCUGUGUAAGAUGCACACCUUGUUUUUGGAAGGUAGAAUUAAGGAAUAAAUCUUUCCUUGAAAAUACCAGUAAGUAUGGUACAUAGGAAAAAACAUAAGUAUUUAUGGUAUGGUAUUUUCAUAAGGAAAAAGACAAAUAGCAGUAGUGGGGGGAGAAGGGCAAAAAGCCAUGGAUGUCAUCAACAUUGAUGAUCUCCUAUUCAAACGGAAGCACCCAAACACGAUGAGUUGACUGCAGCCAUGGAUCCAGUUUUCCCAGUGUGGAUUUCAGGUUCACCAAAAUUAAUAAAGCACCUAACAAGAGACUGGAAGUCACUCUGGAGGAGCCCCUUGUCAGAAGGGUUUAAAAUUUUAUAAACGGACGAGUUCUGCUAUGAGCUAUCUGACCUAGACCAUAAUGUAACUUAAUCUGAGGAGUACUAGACAUGGAGUCUGUAGCCUAGGAGCGAGUUAAAAAAACUGAUUUGGGAGUCAACUGUCUGAAUACUACUGACUCAGUAAGCUUAAAAGGUUUGUGAAGCCCAAGGUUUAGGUCUUGUAUACCGGACAAGGUGUCACUAGGGAAAUGGGGCUCAGCCAGGACUGUAACAAAGGAUUUUUCUGCAUUCUGGUGACAUUUAGUUUUAUUUUCUUCUGCAAGUCCAAGAGGACAGGCCAAGUGUGCUCAGGGUCCAGCCCUCCCUCCAGUUCCUUUCUCUAGACAUGUCUGGUUACUUAUUACUGCUUCUGUUUCUACUAGGGAGCUGUCCAAUAAAGAUCUAAUGGUA